Rana temporaria (common frog) is the source of this 859-nucleotide messenger RNA. RefSeq names its product protein kinase C delta type-like. The coding region runs from base 48 to 749 and encodes 233 amino acids. The transcript has 5 exons. Gene Ontology annotation, biological process: protein phosphorylation. Lineage: Eukaryota; Metazoa; Chordata; Amphibia; Anura; Ranidae. Gene Ontology annotation, molecular function: ATP binding; protein serine/threonine kinase activity. The record is from RefSeq and is a predicted model, not a curated record.
GCUUGGAAGAAAUCAUCUAUUAAUCAUUUAUUUACUUAUUCUGUGAGAUGUGUGAUAUUAACAGACCUUUUCUCUUUUUUUACAGAUUUAUUGCUGCUGAACUUCUCUGCGCUCUGCAAGAUCUGCACGGACGUGGUAUCAUUCAUAGAGACUUGAAACCCGCCAACAUACUGCUUGACGGCACCGGCCAUGUAAAACUCGCAGACUUUGGCCUUUCUAUAGUUGAUGUGUUUGGAUCCAAGAAAGUGUAUAGUUAUUGCGGUAGUGAAGACUAUAUGGCACCAGAGAUUCACCAUAGAAAACCCUACGAUGCUACGGUCGACUAUUAUGCACUUGGUGUUAUCCUGUUUGAAAUGGCCACAGGAGAAGAAGCAGAAUUAGCCAAAUGCAGGAAAUCACUCUAUCCAAAGAACAUUGACCCUGACCUUCCAGAUGUCAUUGAGAAACUUCUUAAAAAAAAUCCAAAAGUUCGCGGGACGGCAGUAAAAAGACUGCGAGAACACCCCUUCUUCAGAUCAAUUGAGUGGAAGAAGCUGGAGGAAGGAAAGGUUACCCCACCAUUGUGGAUGCCAGAAUGCCCAGAAAAAGACACAAAUGAGCAAAUAGGAGUAAAGGAACUGAUUUACUACAGAGGAAAGAACGAGAAGAAAAUUGCAAAUUCGAAACAGAGAUUGUUUGAUGGCUUCAGCUUCAUAAGCAGGAAAUGGAAAAAAGAUGCUGAACAGGAAAUGAAAGAAUUAAGCGGCUGACUUUUGAGAUAGGGGCAGAUAGGGGUGAUAUGGGGCAGGUUAGGGUUAUAUAGGUCAGUUUGGGGUAGUAUAGGGCAGGUUGGGUUGGUAUAGAGCAGGCUAGGGAUGUA